Molecule: messenger RNA, 642 nt
Organism: Ectocarpus siliculosus
Lineage: Eukaryota; Phaeophyceae; Ectocarpales; Ectocarpaceae
Source: the annotation of a GenBank genome assembly
AUGCUAGAGAUCCAGGAAUUCCCGUCCGCCGCCGUGACCGCCGAGGACCUAGCCCUUCCUCUCAUCAAGCCCCGGCACUACUCCAUCGCUACGGCGGUGGAGGUGCGCCCCACAACGGUUCAGCUCACGGUCGCCGUCCUCAAGGCAAAGGAGAGGGAGGUGUGCGACGAGAAACAAGUCACAAUCAAGGAGGGCCUGUGCUCGCAGCACCUGAGCAGAACCAUGCCCGGAGAGCUGGUGGGCUCCGGCAGCGGCAUCAGUCCGCUCAUGGGGUUCCUUGAGGCCCGGGCUAAGGCGUCACGGCAAGGAAAGGUCCUUGCGCCUUGCCUCUUCUACUUCGGAUGCCGCGAUUCCAGCGAGAUCCUCUACGCUAACCGUCUGCAGACGUGGCUCGAGGAUGGGGAGUUGACCGAACUCCACGUGGCCAAGUCGCGGGAGGGCCCCAACGUGAUGAAUGUACAGGACCUGAUUUCCCGGCAGCAGGCCAGCGUGUGGGAACUCCUUCGCAACCCGACCUGCCACGUCUACGUGUGCGGAGAUUCGGCGGGAGAAGCGGUCAAAGCCGAGGCGCAGACCCAUGGAUGGGGAAGAGGUUUCAACGUUCUUCGCAGCAACGAAGAGCGAUGGCCACGUGCAGUCUGA